Molecule: messenger RNA, 272 nt
Organism: Acaulospora morrowiae
Lineage: Eukaryota; Fungi; Glomeromycota; Glomeromycetes; Diversisporales; Acaulosporaceae
Source: the annotation of a GenBank genome assembly
AUGACUUCAGUAGAACCUUCAGAUAAAACUGAAGAAACUAAAUUACCCGAAUGCCAAUUGAUUGUACGGAAAACUUCCUUAUUUGACCAUGGAUGCUUCGCAGCAACUAACGGAUUUUUGUUUUGGGUCUUUAUUUGGAGUUCAGCACGCGCAUUCACAAACAUAAUGCAACUGCUCGAUUUGCUUAAGAACCUCCCUAUUGCUCAAGAUUUAAUUUUUGACUCAUCAUGGUAUAGUGCUGAGAUUGCCAUAGUUUCUUAUAUAGCUGGAAU